CCCCCCAAUCCGGGUCUACUUUGUACCUUCCUCGCCCUGACUCCGGAGCCUGGCCAAGCCGAGCCGGGCCAGACCAGACCCGAGGGCGAUGCGGCUUCUGCCUCUGCUGCGGACAGUCCUCUGGGCCUCGCUCCUCGGGUCCCCGCUCCGGGGGGGGUCCAGCCUCCGCCACGCCGUCUAUUGGAACUCCAGUAACCCCAGAUUGCUUCGAGGAGACGCAGCAGUGGAACUGGGCCUCAAUGAUUAUCUGGACAUCUUCUGUCCACACUAUGAUGGGCCAGGGCCACCUGAGGGCCCUGAGACUUUUGCUCUUUUCAUGGUGGACUUGGCUGGCUAUCAGACAUGCCAAGCUGGGGGCAAAGGAGCCUUCAAGCGCUGGGAAUGCUCCCGUCCCUUUGCUCCUUUUGGCCCAGUCCGAUUUUCAGAGAAAAUCCAGCGCUUCACACCAUUCUCAUUGGGUUUUGAGUUCCUGCCGGGAGAAACCUACUACUAUAUCUCUGUCCCAAUCCCAGAAAGCUCUGGCCAGUGUCUGAGGCUGCAGGUGUCAGUGUGUUGCAAAGAAACCACCGAAAUGCCGACCACUGCACCUCCUUUUGUGCUGCGUCAAGGGAAUGGGGUCUCCAGGGAGUCCUUGGGUCCAGGUGGGGGCAGCACGCCGGCAUGGCAAGGAGGCCGGGCCCCAAGUCCCCUCUGCCUCCUCCUCUUGCUGCUGUUGCCACUUCUGCGCCUCCUUCGGGGACUCUGAGCCUAGUCCUGACCCCAUCCCACCCUUGGCCAUCACCGCCAGGUCUAGCCUCUCUGUGCAUACCCUUGACCACUGACUUCAGCCUGAAGGCAUGGCUCCAGCUGUCUGGAAAAGGAUGAGGGGGACAGUGCUUAGGGGAUAGGGAGGUAUUGGCAGGGUUCAAAGAAUCCAGGAUGAGUGCUCUUGGUGUGGAGCGUUGCAGGAGUUUUUCCUCUGAUCUUUGGAGAAUAGGGUCAGAGUUAGCUGGGGCUAUCCCUACAAUUUUUGAGUGCAUGGACUGAUACCUGGACAAAUACCGAAACUGGACCAAUUCUUGGAUUCACAUUAAGGUGAACACUAUCACUUCCAACAGCCUGCACCUGGCCAUGGUCCCCUUCUCUCUUCAGACUGGAAUAUUUUUUUCUGGAAAAUAAACCAAACUCCAAUCCUGGAGAAGGGGAAUGAAACACCUAGGUCCCCUGGGGGCUUCAAGACUUCUACUAGUCUGGGAGUAAGUCAAUUCCCCCCUUACCCUGGUCAACCAGCCCACUGAUCCUCCAGGUGCUCCCCAGGACUGUACUUUGUUCUCCGCCUGAGAACUCUUUUGUGUCUUCUGGGAAGACGGACUUGAUAUGAGAUUGAUUUUCAUUUAUUUGUAUUUUUAUAAGUAUCUGAACUCAACCUUCAAUAAACUAGCCCCCUCCCU
Trichosurus vulpecula (common brushtail) is the source of this 1430-nucleotide messenger RNA. RefSeq names its product ephrin A4 (gene EFNA4). Gene Ontology annotation, biological process: axon guidance; ephrin receptor signaling pathway. The transcript is spliced from 5 exons. Gene Ontology annotation, molecular function: ephrin receptor binding. Bases 89 to 745 code for a protein of 218 amino acids. Lineage: Eukaryota; Metazoa; Chordata; Mammalia; Diprotodontia; Phalangeridae. Gene Ontology annotation, cellular component: plasma membrane. The record is from RefSeq and is a predicted model, not a curated record.